Penicillium soppii is the source of this 1878-nucleotide messenger RNA. RefSeq names its product putative dihydroxy-acid dehydratase (gene ilv3C). The transcript has 3 exons. The coding region runs from base 1 to 1878 and encodes 625 amino acids. The record is from RefSeq and is a predicted model, not a curated record. Lineage: Eukaryota; Fungi; Ascomycota; Eurotiomycetes; Eurotiales; Aspergillaceae. Gene Ontology annotation, molecular function: hydro-lyase activity.
AUGGCCACUUUUGUCGAAGAAGACUAUGCUAUUGACCAGCCAUUGGUCACGUCAAGCGGUUUGAGGCAGGGGCUUACAUCCUAUGGAGACGCCCAUUUUUCUCUGUUUUUACGAAAAGUGUUCAUCAAAGCCCUGGGAUAUAGCGAAGAUGCACUAUCCAGGCCUAUCAUCGGCAUCAUCAACACAUAUUCAAGCUUCAACCCAUGCCACGCCAACGUGCCCCAGCUGAUCGAAGCAGCAAAGCGAGGUGUGCAGCUGAGUGGUGGUCUUGCGAUAGACUUUCCUACAAUAAGUAUCCAUGAAUCAUUCUCUUACCCCACGAGUAUGUUUCUGCGGAACCUCAUGAGCAUGGAUACGGAGGAAAUGAUCAAAGCUCAACCAGUGGAUGCUUGUAUCAUGAUUGGUGGAUGCGACAAAACCGUGCCCGCUCAAAUUAUGGGUGGAUUGUCCGCGAACAAGCCUAUAUUGCCUCUGGUCACUGGACCGAUGAUGCCAGGAAGCCAUAAAGGGAAGCGCAUCGGGGCCUGUACAGAUUGUCGAAACAACUGGGCUUCUUUCCGCGCUGGGACUCUUGAUGUGGAAGAUAUCGCAUCACUUAAUGAGGAACUGGCUCCCACGGCAGGUACAUGUGGAGUAAUGGGAACUGCAAGCACAAUGGCGUGUAUUACUGCAGCAUUGGGUUUAAUGCCUCUGCGUGGUGCAUCUGCGCCUGCAGUAUCAUCUACUCGGCUUAGAAUUGCAGAAGAGACAGGGACAAAUGCCGUUGCUGCAGCCGGCGUCAAAAGGACACCUCAAUCUAUACUUACCAAAGAGUCGUUUUAUAACGCGAUCACCGUGCUUCAAGCAAUUGGUGGAUCGACUAAUGCCGUCGUCCAUUUGAUGGCAAUUGUCAAUCGUCAUCCUGAUCUCUGUGGCAGUGGUGAUAUAACUCUCCAAACGUUUGACGAUAUUGGCAGAAAGGUCCCAUUGCUCAUUGACCUCAAGCCCAGCGGCGACAACUACAUGACUGAUUUCCACAACGCAGGUGGUAUGCUGGCUUUGCUGCACACUCUCCGACCAUUGCUUCAUCUUUCAGCAAUGACAAUCAGUGGUGCUACUCUCGGUGAAGUGUUGGACAAGACGCCUUUCCGGACAUUUCCAUACUCACAAGAGAUCAUUCGACCAUUGACGAACCCUCUAUAUCCUGCAUCGUCGCUUGUAGUUCUCAGGGGCAACCUUGCACCCGGCGGAGCCAUCCUCAAAGCGUCUGCUUCUAAAGACCGACGCCUUCUCUGCCACACCGGCCCAGCCGUGGUAUUCAAGAACAGCACAGACCUAGCCCUUCGAAUUGACGAUCCGAAUCUCAACGUGACUAAAGACUCUGUUCUCGUUCUACAAGCAAUCGGGCCGAUUGGAAAUCCAGGAAUGCCGGAGGCUGGAAUGAUCCCAUUGCCUCGCAAGCUUGCCGCCGCGGGUGUUACGGAUAUGCUCCGGGUAUCUGACGGGAGAAUGUCUGGCACAGCCGGUGGCACGAUCGUGCUACAUGUGGCGCCUGAAGCGGCUAUCCCGACGUCUGUUCUGGGGAUAGUAAAGGAUGGUGAUAUUAUCACCAGUGACGCCGGGAAGCGAGUUUUGAGUGUAAGCCUUACUCGGGAAGAAAUUGAGAAACGGCUUUCUGAGAGGGCUUUGGACGGCGAGAAAACUGCUUGGGCGGAUUGUCAGAACAAGAGAGGUUAUGUUGGGUUGUAUCAACGUUCGGUCAAUCAGGCUGAAGAAGGAGCUGACUUCGAUUUUCUCACUGCGGCGGGUCCAAAGAUGGGCUUAAAGGAAGGUUCACGUGCAUGUGUUUUUCAAGAACAACAAUCAGCCAAGAACAAAAAUCAGCCAGAAAUGUGUUGA